Rhinichthys klamathensis goyatoka is the source of this 1492-nucleotide messenger RNA. RefSeq lists its product as uncharacterized. NCBI's taxonomy places the organism in Eukaryota, Metazoa, Chordata, Actinopteri, Cypriniformes, Leuciscidae. The record is from RefSeq and is a predicted model, not a curated record. The transcript has 6 exons. The coding region runs from base 16 to 948 and encodes 310 amino acids.
GGAAUUCUGCUUAUCAUGGGUGAAGGAAAGGAACUGCAGGAAAUGGAGGGAAGUGGAUCGGGGGAAACACGUCUUCUUUCUGAGGACGCUCCAGUCAAGCCGUCAGUGGCUCAGCUGGCUGGGAGACUCAAAGGUCAUGCGCUGCAGAUGCCAGGAAACAUGGAGGUGAAAUCUAUGAGGAGACCGAGACCCACAUGUUCUCUGGUGAUAAACGACCAAAAAGAUGAAGAACAUGAACAAGAAAAGAAGUCGUCUAACUCUCCUCAUCCUCCCAAGAUGAAGUUAAAGAGUUCAGCCCUCAUAGAAAAACUCCAGGCCAAUCUUGCUCUCUCUCCAACUGUCCUGCUCUCCCCACCCAAAAGUCCAGAGUCUAAAGAGCCAGCCACCGCGUCCUGUCCCAUCAGUCCCUGCAGCUCCGUGAGCUCCACCCUGCAGCCCGUUCACCUGUCCUGUGAAGAUGAGGCGCCGGUUAGCUUCGAGCAGCCGGUCGAGGGCACUCCACUGCCCAACAUCAACAAGAGUCGAGCCAGGCUGUCUUUCAAGCGCCGGCUGCCCACAAGGCUACACAGGAAGUCGGCAUGUGAAGAGGCAAAAGUGAAUGAUGGAUGUGACUCUCUGUUUCAACCGGAUACUCAACUUCAGAAUGGGGAUGAAGGGGAGCUGAUUGGUGGGCCUUUGCAGGAGAAUACAGCAGAUACAACAGACUCUGCUCAACCCACCAAUGACCCACAGCAGGAAAAAGACAGGACAGAGCACAGAGAUGUACCCCAAGAAAAUGAGUGGACUGAAGUAACCCAUACAGGAGAAGUGGAAGAAGUAACUGAGGGAGGAUUUGAACCUUCUGACUGUAAACGGGCCCAAGAGGAAGAGAAGGAAGAGACAGAAGAGGACAGGGCAGAAGUCAAAGAGGACAAGGAAGUGCUGGAUGCAGAGAACAACUCAGAAUAGACGUAAUAGGCCAAAAAGCUCAUCAAAAUGGAUUAUUUUGCAAGAUAAGCAUUGCUUUAGCAAUCUAGAAUUGUGGGAAGGUUAUUCCGGACGACGGGCGAAUUAACGGAGUUUCUAAAAAACAGACUCCAGGAUGGAUGAAGAUGGACUGAAUUCUUCUCUUUUAGGAUUGUGGAUUUGGGGACUUAAUAUUGCUAAAGCAAAUAUCACACAAAAAGGUUAGAUGUUAUCAAUUCAUCCUCAUGGCUUUUUACGUUUUGGCGAGUUGGCGGUGAAUUUGUACAUUUGUACGUUUUCGUAUGAUCUGUUUACGCCUCACUGUGAGUUAUAGGUUUAAGGAUGAACCUUCAUGCUUACUUUUUUUCUAAAACGUGUUUUCGUACAAAUCACGUUGUAUUAUUCACACGAAUUUGUCACCAAUCUGCCAAAAUGGAAAAUAAUUAUGUUUUCCCAAGAGGUCGGAUUGGAUUUUAGGUUUUAUUUAUACUCUAGGGUUAUUCAUAUGCCUCGAUUUUAUUGCUUUCUUAUGCUUUCGAGUAAACUG